GCGUCUCCAGCUGCGGCCAAGGGCGUGUCCUCCUGACAGCUGUGGUCCAGCUCCCGGAAGGAUGCUCAGCAGGGCCGCCGCUUCUUCCUGUGACAGGACAGUUAAUUAAGGAGGGAAGAUAAGACGAAUUAUCAAACCGCCACUUUAGAGGUUCAACCAUCCAUAUCCACAAGAUAUCCGUAGGACAGAAUUCACAUUUAUUACAUAGAGGGUGGAUCAUACUGGUUUCUAACCCCUGAAGUUCUACUGGGAAAAUCAGCUUUUGAAAGGAAACAAGAUGGAAAGCAGAGAUGAUCCAAGAUGGGGCGGCUGGAUUAGUAGUUACUUUGUGGGAGCAGCGUCAAGCUCUCUGUCCACUGUCCUAACCUUUCCUAUAUAUAAAACAAUUUUUCGACAGCAGCUUCACACAUUGACUAUCCGAGCUGCCACAUGUCAGUUGAGCAAAGAAGGGGUUAAACAUCUCUAUCGUGGCCUGACACCACCACUCAUGGCAAAAACAGUUCAAGGAACUUUGAUUUUUGGAACCCAAGGAAGUCUCCAACAUUUUUUCUCUAAGGGAGGUACACCAGGAGCUAAAAUUUGUGCCUUUUCUGGGUGUUUAUCUGGAGCAAUAGAAACCGUUCUACUAGUACCAUUCGAAAGAAUUCAAAACAUUCUGCAGGAUGGUCGUAAUAAUGUAAAGUUUCCCAACACUCGAUCAAUAGUUCAAGAACUCCAGACCUACAAAAAAAGACAGUGGCUAACAUGUGGAUUGUACAGAGGAUUCACUAUUAUACUUGUCAGGAACAUGGUGGGAAGUGCCAUUUUUCUUUCCUGCAAAGACCCAUUGAGAGAUGUUUUGACUUAUCCAGGUCUCCCUAUCUGGGCCUCUUCUCUGGGCUCUGGAGCACUCAAUGGUGCCCUUACCUCACUUGCACUUUAUCCGUUGAGUGUUAUAAUUGCAAAUAUGCAGGCCGAAGUGGGAAACAACUUACCUCAUGUAAGAAAAGUCGCAUUAAGAGUAUGGAAGAAAUGCGGAGGAAGAGUAUCAAUGCUGUACCGAGGCGCAUCUCUUAUUAUCCUACGAUCUUGCAUUACUUGGGGGGUUACAAACUCAAUUCACGACACUUUGAGCAACCAGCUUCCAUAAACCAGUGGAUCCAUGGGGAAUACAUGUUUUAACACAUAUAAUCAUUUACUUCCCAUAUUUCACAUGUCCUCAGUUACUUAUACUGUAUGUAUCUGACUACAUGUCUGUCAGCAAAACAAUCCCAA
Bufo gargarizans (Asiatic toad) is the source of this 1254-nucleotide messenger RNA. It is a transcript of the gene SLC25A53, whose product is annotated as solute carrier family 25 member 53. The coding region runs from base 278 to 1129 and encodes 283 amino acids. Lineage: Eukaryota; Metazoa; Chordata; Amphibia; Anura; Bufonidae. The transcript is spliced from 3 exons. The record is from RefSeq and is a predicted model, not a curated record.